Molecule: messenger RNA, 5527 nt
Organism: Rhinolophus ferrumequinum (greater horseshoe bat)
Lineage: Eukaryota; Metazoa; Chordata; Mammalia; Chiroptera; Rhinolophidae
Gene: PLEKHG3
Product: pleckstrin homology and RhoGEF domain containing G3
Exons: 19
Coding region: 740-4915 (1391 amino acids)
Molecular function (GO): guanyl-nucleotide exchange factor activity
Source: RefSeq, a predicted model, not a curated record
UGCCCUCCUGCUGGUGUGACCUCAGCUCUGCGACCCCCUGCUGGCCAGGGAGUGCUGACAGAGAGAAGGGCCUGAGGGGAGCAGUGGGAGCGCACGGCCAGGGCCGGGCUUCUGCUGGGGGCAGAGUUGGGAAACAGCCUGGCGUGGGGCGGUGCUGAGCUGUGGCAAGAACACAGCUGAGUGGUUCAGGAUCUCAGUGGAGGUUCACGUUGCUCCUGCCCUGGAAAAGGCGGAAAAGUUGUGGAUUUUCUCUGUCACUUCCUGCUGGUACCCUCCUGACAGUGGAGUUGGGAGAUUGUUCUGGGGAAGGUCAAAGGCCAUCUGGCUGCCCUGGUUUGGAGAGCCUUUGGAAUGUCUGGGAGGUGUUUGUAGGUGAAAGAUAAAAGAAGGCAGUCUGUAGUACCUGAAGGAGUACUUGGCCUGCGGCAGCUGCCUGGUGAACUUCUCCUCGGUCCUCCACUUGGGCUGAUGGACUUUGGAGCAGUUGCCUUUGAAGGAACCCCCUGACUCCUAUCCUGCCCGCCUCUAAAGUAGGUGUGGUGUGUCAGCUUCCACUUCUUGGCUGUGGCGUGACAGGAUGACGCCAGCCUCCUCCGCACCUGGACCCAGCCUCCCCGAACUGAGAUGUUUUCUGGGAGCCUCCAGAGUGCUGGCCCACAAAGAGGGCUCACCAACAAGUGGCCCUUCCCCCGCUCCCACCUUCUCAGCCCACUGGUUGGGGAGGGAGGGCCGGUAGGGAAUGUUGCUGAGUGCUGGGGAUUCCCCAGGACCAGAGAAGCAGAGAUUCUCCAUCUUCAGAAGGUUCCAGAAUCUCGCCGGAGUGCUCCCGCCAGGCAGCGAUGCCAGGAUGCCCGUCUCUGCCUCCCUCCGCCAGGACGGCAGCCAGGAGCGGCCGGUGAGCCUGACCUCCACCGCGUCCUCGUCGGGCUCCUCCCGUGACAGCCGAGGUGCCAUGGAGGAGCCCAGUGGCCCCGAGGCCUUAGCUGAAAACGGGGCAGCAGGCUCCUCGCGCGGUCGGCAUCCCCCCAACAACAACAACUCCAGCAGCUGGCUGAACAAGAAGGGACCCUUAUCCCCGUUCAACAGCCGGGCGGCAUCGGCGCCUGCGCACAAGCUCAGUUACCUGGGCCGCGUGGUGCGGGAAAUCGUGGAAACCGAGCGCAUGUACGUGCAGGAUCUGCGCAGCAUCGUGGAGGAUUACCUUUUGAAGAUCAUUGACACACCUGGGCUGCUGAAGCCAGAACAAGUCAGCGCUCUCUUUGGGAACAUAGAAAACAUCUACGCACUGAACAGCCAGCUACUCAGAGACCUGGAUAGCUGCAAUAGUGACCCUGUGGCUGUGGCCAGCUGCUUUGUGGAAAGGAGCCAAGAGUUUGAUAUCUACACCCAGUAUUGCAACAACUACCCCAACUCUGUGGCUGCUCUGACGGAGUGCAUGCGGGACCAGCAGCAGGCCAAGUUCUUACGGGACCGGCAGGAGCUGCUACAGCACUCGCUGCCCUUGGGCUCCUACCUGCUGAAGCCAGUCCAGCGCAUCCUGAAGUACCACCUGCUGCUCCAGGAAAUUGCCAAGCAUUUUGAUGAGGAAGAGGACGGCUUCGAGGUGGUGGAGGAUGCCAUCGACACCAUGACCUGCGUGGCCUGGUACAUCAACGACAUGAAGAGGAGGCACGAGCACGCAGUCCGACUCCAGGAGAUUCAGUCGCUGCUCAUCAACUGGAAAGGGCCAGACCUGACCAUCUAUGGGGAGCUGGUCCUGGAGGGCACGUUCCGUGUGCACCGUGUGCGCAGUGAGAAGACGUUCUUCCUCUUUGACAAAGCACUGCUCAUCACCAAGAAGCGGGGCGACCACUUUGUCUACAAGGGUCACAUCCCGUGCUCCUCCCUGAUGCUGAUCGAAAGCACCCGAGACUCCCUGUGCUUCACCGUCACCCACUACAAGCACAGCAAACAGCAGUACAGCAUCCAGGCCAAAACAGUAGAGGAGAAACGAAACUGGACUCACCAUAUCAAGAGGCUCAUCCUGGAGAACCACCACACCACCAUCCCCCAGAAGGCCAAGGAAGCCAUCUUGGAAAUGGAUUCCUAUUAUCCCAAUCGGUACCGCUACAGCCCAGAGCGCCUGAAGAAGGCGUGGCCCUCCCAGGACGAGGUGUCCACCCACAUACACCAGGGGCGCCGGCAAUCUGAGCCGGGUCAGCUCCCGUACAGCCGGGCAACACUCCCCCGCAGGCAGCGAGGCUUCCUGGUGCCAGGCCUUAAGGGCCGUAGAAAGUCCGAGCCAACCAGACACCUGCUCAGGCAACUCAGUGAGAAAGCAGCCAGAGCAGCAGGAAUGAAGCAUGCGGGCAGUGCUGGCACUCUCUUGGACUUGGGGCAACGCCCCCGUACUCGGGGCCUGCAACUGGAGGCUGAAGGGGCUGCCCGGGAGCAGGAGGAGGAGGAGGAGGAAGAGCAGGCCUUUCAGGUCUCUCUGGAGGACCUGGCGGGGCAUGAAGGCAGCGAGAAGGGGUCUGGGCUGGAGCCCCCAGGCUCAGAGGAAGAGGAGGAGGAGAGCCUGGCAGUGGCGGAGCAGGUAGCCGACUUUGCCAGCUCCCUGCUGGCCGCCCUCCACUGCUGGCACUAUCGGGCCAACGCUUUACUUUUCUCCCGGGGCGCUAUGGGGAAGGGGCGCAGGGAGUCUGAAGGCCCCACGAGCUGCAGGAGGCCCAGCGGCCGGUCUCCAACCAGUGCCGAGAAGCGCAUGAGCUUUGAGUCCGUUUCUUCCCUGCCAGAGGUUGAUCCAGACCCUGAGCCUGGGACAGAGCCUGAGGUGUUUGCUGACGUGGAAGGUCCCAGCACUGAGGAGCUGCCCUCAGACACAGAGUCUCCAGAAGUCCUGGAAUCUCAGCUUGCCACCCACCAAGAGCUGCUGGGGCUGGACCACCCGAGUGACGUGCUGGACUUCGCGGUGGCUGAGAGCACCGAGGACAUUAAAGCCCUGAGCAGUGAGGAGGAGGAGGAGGAGGAGGAGGAAAUGGCGGCUGCCCAGGAGCCCGAGAGCCUCCUGCCGCCCUCUGUGCUGGACCAGGCCAGCGUCAUUGCUGAGCGGUUUGUCAGCAGCUUCUCUCGGCGGAGCAGCCUGGCACUGGAGGACGGCAAGUCCCCUGGCUUCGGGACCCCCAGGCUGCCCAGCCGGAGCAGCAGUGUGCUCAGCCUGGAGGGCAGUGAGAAGGGCCCGGCCCAGUGUGGCAGCACCACAGACUCCUUCAGCUCUCAGCUUGUCCCAGAAGAGGACCUCUGUGUGGGGAUGGCCACAGAGAGUGGCCCUUCUGUCAAUGGGACGGAGCCCCCAGGCCCAGGCUGCCCAGCGGAGCCCGACAGGUCUUCCUGCAAGAAGAAGGAAUCGAUGCUUUCUACGCAAGACCGGCUGUUGUUGGACAAAAUCAAGAGCUACUACGAAAAUGCAGAGCACCACGACGCUGGCUUCAGCAUCCGGCGCCGGGAGAGCCUCUCCUACAUCCCCAAAGGCCUGGUGAGAAACUCGGUCUCCAGGUUCAACAGCCUUCCCAGGCCAGACCCGGAGCCAGUGGUUCCACUAGGGCGCACGAGACAGGUGGGCUCCCGGCCAGCGUCAUGGGCCUUGUUUGACCUCCCAGGACCAGGUCAUGUGGGUACUGGGGACCCAGCUCCUGUCACAGAUUCUGAGUUCCGCCCAUCUUCGGAAAUUGUGAAGAUCUGGGAGGGGAUGGAGGCUUCCAGGGGGAGCCCUCGGAAGGGGCAAGGCCAAGGUCAGGCCAAUGGCUUUGAUCUGCAUGAGCCACUGUUCAUCCUGGAGGGGCACGAGCUGGGGGCCAUCACCGAGGAGUCGGCCACUGCCUCGCCAGAGAGCGCCUCCCCCACUGAGAGGCCCAGUGCAGCCCACCUGGCCCGGGAGCUGAAGGAGCUGGUGAAGGAGCUGAGCAGCGGCUCCCAGGGAGAGUUGCUGACUCCGCUGCACCCCCGUAUUGUGCAGCUCUCCCACAUGAUGGACAGCCAUGUGAGCGAGCGAGUCAAGAACAAGGUCUACCAGCUGGCCCGCCAGUAUAGCCUCCGGAUCAAGAGCAAGGCGGUGGCAGCCAGGCCACCACUGCAGUGGGAAAAGGCAGCUCCCACCGUUCCCCGCCUGCAGGCGGAGGAUGGUGCACAGCCGGGUGACAAAGGUAGGAGAAAGCCAGUGCUGUCCCUCUUCAACCAUGAGCAGAUGCUGGACCAGGAGCACAGCCCGCCUAAGCCCUGCUCUGCCGGGGAGACGUCACCACGGCGUUUCUCCUUCAGCCCCUCUGCUGCCAACUCAAGGACCAGCUCGCCUGGGGCCCGGACCUCUGCUCGAAGCCCGCUCAGCCCCUUCGACACUGAGACCUUUAACUGGCCUGAUGUCCGAGAGCUCUGCUCCAAAUACGCCUCCCAUGACGAGGCGGCGCAGGCUGAGGGCAGCCGGCCCCGAGGUCUGCCUGUCAACAGGAGCCGCUCGGUGCCAGAAAACAUGGUGGAGCCCUCUCUGUCGGGCAGGGCGGGCCGCUGCUGCAGCCUGAAUGCCAAGCGGGGCCAGGCGAGCCCAGAGGCCACCCAGGCCCAGCCUCCUGGGGUGUUGCCCCAAAGUGGGCCAGACGCAGAGGAGGCCCUGUACGUCACUGCGGACCUCACCCUGGAGAACAACCAGCGGGUGAUCGUCAUGGAGAAGGGGCCCCUGCCUCCCCCCGCUGUGGGGCUGGAAGAGGGCAGCGGGCAGGGACUGAGCUCACUGGCAGCCAUGGUAGGGCAGGGCCAGGAUUUGCAGAUGCCUGCAGAGUAUCGUCCAAACGAAGAGGGUCCCCGGGAGCCAGUGGACCCAAGCCAGCAAGGCAGAGUGAGAAACCUGAGGGAGAAAUUCCAGGCCUUGAACUCCAUAGGUUGAGCCUGAGUCCUGGGGGAAGGGGCGGAACCUUGGCAGACUUGCCCACAAGACUGGGCUCACCCUGCUCACAGCAGUCCCACCCAGGGCCCUCAGAAAGGCCGUGCCCUGGAAAGAUGCUCCGCUGUACUCAGCAAGUGCCAUCUGUGAACGUGCUGGCACUCCUGCAGGCUCACGGCGACUUCCACAGGCCCAGACUCUGAGGCCAGUGUGGCCACUUCCCUUCCAUGUACCUAGUUCUUUGGUAAGAAGCCAAUAUUUAAGCUCACCUCUUCCCAGGGAGAGCAAGCCCUGCUCAGGCCUCCGGCGCUGGCUGGCCACUGCCAGGCUGAGGAGCCCAGCCAGAGGAGACGGGAUGCUGGCCUGGGGAGGUUUCGCUCUUUAACUGCCUUUUCUUAGGAUCCAGGGGGGAACGAGGUCCAUAAUUUAUUGCUUUCCAUUCUGUUGUGUUUGUGUGCACGCGCGUGUGUGCGUCUGUUGUUGAUUCCCUUCCUGUAAAGAAUGUAACGGACUCAGUUCAGGUACUUUUGUGGGUUGUCUUGCUGCCCCUGUGGUUGUCGCUAAUGUAUACACAUUUCAUUAUUUGCCAAUGGUGCAAUAACCACUGCUGACCAA